Cyprinodon variegatus (sheepshead minnow) is the source of this 5154-nucleotide messenger RNA. RefSeq names its product zinc finger and BTB domain containing 47 (gene zbtb47b). The record is from RefSeq and is a predicted model, not a curated record. Bases 281 to 2494 code for a protein of 737 amino acids. Gene Ontology annotation, cellular component: nucleus. Gene Ontology annotation, biological process: regulation of transcription by RNA polymerase II. Gene Ontology annotation, molecular function: RNA polymerase II cis-regulatory region sequence-specific DNA binding; DNA-binding transcription factor activity, RNA polymerase II-specific; protein binding. The transcript has 6 exons. Lineage: Eukaryota; Metazoa; Chordata; Actinopteri; Cyprinodontiformes; Cyprinodontidae.
CGUUUAAAAAACUGCACCGUGUCCCUUUAAAAGCGUCUUACAAAAAGCCCAUAUGAUCCCAGAGCUCCAAUCACCAAUUCCUCCUGCAAAAGCAGCCUCUGCAUUUUUGUCCGUCUGAACGGCUACAGUCCGAGCAGGGAAGCAGACGGAGAAAGCAAAAAUAAAAAUAAAUAAAGCUGCAGAAAUGUGACAAUCCAAGGAUCGUUUUCAUGGCGAAGGGCAAACCGCAGCGAAAGGAGUUAUUUCGGGACUCCUUGGAGCCUCGAAGCGCUGGAUCAAAAUGCUCAUAGUGGAGAAGACCACAGACUUCCCCUCUGCUGAGUUCUCUCUGGUGGAGGAUGUGGCUCUGCACUUCACCUGUUUGAUGGACAGGCUAAAUGAGCAGCGCCUCUUCCAGCCUGACCUCUGUGACGUGGACAUCGUCUUGGUGCGCCAUCACAGCACCUUUCCUGCUCACAAGGGAGUGCUGGCAGCCUACAGUCCCUUCUUCCACUCUCUUUUUGCCCAAAGCAAACAGCUUCGACGUGUGGAUCUGUUGCUGGAUGCUCUGACCUCUCAGGGCCUUCAGCAGAUCCUCAACUUCAUUUACACCUCCAAGCUGCUGGUGAGCAGCAGCACCGUCUGUGACGUGCUCAACGCUGCCACUGUGCUUCAGAUGAGCGACAUCGCUGCAUCCUGUCGAGACCUCCUUAGUACUCAUUCGCUGAGAGCCACCUGUAAAGAGAUGGCCAAUCAGGGGGGGUUUAGCAGCUGUGAGCAAGCAGAGAUGCCUCCCUGCCAGCUCUAUCGGGAGAUCAAACAGGAAUCUGAGCUUGGCAGGGUCUACACUAGAGAAGGCAGCAACCCAUUCUCUAUCAGAGUGGAGGAGGUUGGAAAGAUGGCUGCCCAGACAAAGCAGUACUAUCAGAAAGAAGAAGGAGUAGGGGGGGGCAGCACAGGUGUGACCACUACGUGCAAAGCAGAGGACAAUGUGGAUGGAUCAACUCCAGCGGAUAGUCACGCUUCCUUCAACAGAGAUCAGAUCAUAGUUGAAGUUAACCUCAACAACCAGACUCUGAAUGUCUCAAAGGGAUCAGAUGGAAAAUCUUCCACAAGCACAGAACCUAUGUUUGGUUGUUGUCAUGAAAAUGAGAGAGACUUUGAUGGCCAUGAAGACAAUGGAAUGGAGAAUGGUGAAGGACAUGGAGAGGAAGGUGAUGAAGACCUAAAGAAGAGAGGCAUGCUGGGUUGUACUAGUGAAGAGGAAGAUGAAGAGGAUGAAGAGGAGGAGGAAAACACCCUAAACAUUCCUGGACUUGAGCAGCCCACUGUAAUGGAUCGACCUCGCCGGGCCACCAGAGCCUUGACUGUGGCAGGCGCCACCACCAUGCGACAGACUCUUACAGAGGCCACUGUGGCCAAUCAACGACAGGGCGGGAAGAAGGGACUAGAUGCUGAGGGCCUCGGCCAGAAGGUUAGGCUGGAGGAAAAACAACACUUCCCAUGUAAGAAAUGCCCUCGCAUCUUCAACAACCGCUGGUACCUGGAGAAACACAUGAACGUCACCCACAACCGUAUGCAGAUCUGCAAUAACUGUGGGAAGCGCUUCCUACUGGAGAGUGAGCUGCUGCUGCACCAACAGACUGACUGUGAGAGAAGCAUCCAGUGUGUGACCUGCGGAAAGGCCUUCAAGAAGCUGUGGUCUCUCCACGAGCACAACAAGAUUGUCCACGGCUACGCUGAGAAGAAGUUCUCCUGUGAGAUCUGCGAGAAGAAGUUUUACACCAUGGCUCAUGUCAGGAAGCACAUGGUCGCCCAUACGAAGGACAUGCCAUUUACCUGCGAGACGUGUGGGAAGUCGUUCAAGCGCAGCAUGUCACUAAAGGUUCACUCUCUGCAGCACUCGGGAGAGAAACCCUUCAAGUGUGAGAGCUGCAGCGAGCGCUUCCAGUACAAAUACCAGCUGCGUUCACACAUGAGCAUCCACAUCGGACACAAACAGUUCAUGUGUCAGUGGUGCGGAAAGGACUUCAACAUGAAGCAGUACUUUGAUGAGCAUAUGAAGACACACACUGGUGAGAAGCCAUACAUCUGUGAGAUCUGCGGGAAGAGCUUCACCAGCCGGCCCAACAUGAAGCGCCACCGCCGCACUCACACCGGGGAGAAGCCGUACCCCUGCGAGGUGUGCGGCCAGCGUUUCCGCUUCUCCAACAUGCUCAAGGCUCACAGGGAGAAGUGUUUCCACGUCAGCAACCCCAUGGUGGUCCCCAGCUGUGGAGACCCCCUCGGUUUCGACCAGCCACUAGUUUCUCCAACUACAGACUCCUCCGCUCCGAAGCUGCUGGGAACUCCCGUCUCUGACGCCACGCCCUCUGCUGCCUCCAGCCCCCAGCUCCUCCACAGCAACCAACUGUCUCUUCCUCUGCUGCACCCCAUGGGGGGGUUGCCAACUGCCUCACAUUUACCCCCACCGCCUCCCUUGUUCUCUGCUGGUAGGAUGAACUCCAACAACUAACACAUCUCUGUAGCAUUUGAAGCACUUUGUUUGGUUGCUCUUUUUUUUGUAAGAGAGACUCGCAGCGGGAGAUUGACAUUAACACAGAGGAGAGAACUGAAAAUACGCUAAAGGCUGGACUUGCCACACAGACUCAUACAGCUAGAACAAUAAUGAAAUAGAUAUUUUUUACUCUACUGAAUACAGUAUAUAACCUCAAAGUCCUUUCUGACCUAUCCCAUACAUUUUACAUCACACUUGUGAAUUUAUAGUUUUGCACAAAAUAUAGAUUGUAGCAUCCUUUAGCAAAUAACUACCUAUAAAGGAUAAGAUUGAAAUGUUAUUUUGUUCUCUGCCAGGAUGUAGCCAUCACUUCCAUUCGGACUCUGCAAUAACCAAACACUGAUUUUGACAUGUAACUGUUUGUGACAUCAUCAAUAACCAAAUCCUGUUAGCUCCCUCUCUUGGAUAAGUUAGUAAUGUAAUAUAGCAUUUAUAAUCAAUCCUGCACCUUACAAAUGCCUCUUUUGACAUUUAAAAUGUAUAAAGUCUGUUUUUGUUUUGUAUUUGUUUCCUUUUGUGGCUACCAGAGCUGUGGAUUCAGAUAUCAGAAAGGCUAUAAUGUGUGUUAUGUAGUGAGUGUGUUUUUUUUUGUCUUCUGGUAUGCUAGAAUGAGCUGAGAGGUAGAGAAGUGGAGACUGUUUAAGGCCGUUAUUAGAAUGGCUAAUUCAUAUCUAAGCUUCCAAAAAAGUCAGCAGAUGAAGAUCUUCACUUUUAUGUUUGGAUUCCAUUAAAGAUGCCCACCCUCUUGCUGCACUGCUCUGAAUAAUAAUUAUAUAACCUGCAUUGGAAACCAUUCAUACUUCUUGAACCUUGUUCCUAUUUUUUUAUUUUUAUUUUUUAACCAUAAAGUGUUUUGUUUGGGAUUUUAUGUGAUAGUGCAGCACGGAGUGAUGCGUAAUUGUGGAAAAGAAAUAAAAUAAUGUCUGCAUUUUAUGGUAUCCCCACAAAAGUGGUAUCUACUUAGAAUCAUACUUAUUGAACUCUUACUGAAUCCUCUUUGUUUUUCAGAGCUUGCCUCUGCCAUCCUUGUUCAGUCCAUUGGCAAAAUCUGAUCGAGACUCUCUUUAAGGAGCAGUUUUCCAGUUUCUCAGGUCUGGACUUUGACUGGGCCAUUGUAUCACAUGAAUAUGAUCUUUUGGUAGCUCUGGAUGUCUCAUUUGCUUCCUCUAACAUGUUUUCUUAAAGUAUUGCCCUGUACUCAGCCCCAUCUGUUCAAUCAGGUUUGACCAGGUUCCCUUGACUCCUUUGACAAAUAUUAUCUUGACGGUAUACAGCGCAAUGCGUAGGGUGUAUUUAAGGACAAGUGUAGUAUGUGUUUCUUAACACCUGCUUUUGAACAUGUGAGUUAAAGAGUUUCGUCUCAUUGGACCAGACCAACGCCUUCUUCCACAUGUUUGCUGCAAACACGACUUAUUACUUUCAUCUUGCCACUCUUCCAUGAGGCCAUACUUGAAUAUGAGACUAAUAGUUAUGCUAAUAGUAAUGAAACGACUUGGUAGGUUUGUGGUUGUGCAGCCAGAAAACUUUAUUGUGAACAUUAAGAAAUGACAGGGAAUGCCUUAUUUAAUAUACCUCUCCUUAAUUUUCUUCUGCCAAGCUAUCAGCCCCAACCUCCUCAUAAUAUGUAAUAUGCCAUUUCCCAUGUCCUCCCUGGGCUUUGGAAAACUCUCCCCCUCCAUUCCCUCACCCACAUACCAGUGGACGAAGGCACAUGAGAUCAAAUUUGUGUCGGCAAUAGCAAGUUGUGAACUCAAAGGGGAUGAAUACAAAUACAUGGCAAAGAUUUUUUCAUUGUUUAUAAUUAGCCUUUCACCCCAGAAUUAUGCAGUACCUUUGUUGGUCCACAUGAAUCAGAAAUAUAAUAGAUGUGUUUUGCUGCAAUAAAGUGACCAUAUGCGAUAAAGAUUAGACAGCUGUGUGAUUGUUACGAAUUUAGGUCCAAAGCUCAUUUAUUCAAACCGUGUCCUUAUACUUAUAUAUUGAUUUUGUUAAAUGGUGUUCUUUUUUUUUUAAUACACAUGGAGGAGUUUGCUCACAUAAUAAAAUGCAUUAAAUCCAUACAGGAUCAAAUUUAUAGUGAAAACAAUCAAAGCCUAGAAGCAGAACCAGAUCCAUUAUUUACCAUGAGGUAAAUAAUAGAUACAUCACAAGAUCUGUUCAUAAUCUUGGCAAUUUGCCUGCUUAUAUUUUUUUCAUACUCAACGUUGACGGGCACAUCACAUGCAGGUCAGAUCUUGAAAUCAUUUCCUACUAUUAAUCUAUGUUUGUCGUUGUCUAAACAAAGCAAGCUGUCGAGUGUAUGCUUCCUGAAAGUUCUCUGAAGCAGAGGGAAGCUCGGGGACCAAUAGUCCGACAGUAUGAAACAAGUCUGUUUGUGGUUUCCUUCUGUUAAUCGUGCUAAAAACAUUUCAUCUAUUAGAUUUCUUCAAGGCAUCCUAUGCAGUUGAACCUUUUUUUUCAAAGUGGAAAAAAAAAAUUAAGCUUCAUAAAACCUUUAAAGAUGUUAAAUUUCCCCUCUAGCUUUCAAAGUCAGGUUUUUAGAAACAGCAGAAGUGAUUGCAAGACAUUCUUGAGCAGCUUUUCCAAUUUUUCUUAUGGUCCAUUAUUUUGCACUGUAG